AUGCUUGGACGAUUCGACCUUAGAAGUUGCCUAGUUGGGCAUGGACAGCCUGUAAAGGCACCCCUGCUCACCAAGAGCUCUCGUCUGCCCGUCAUGUUCGCGGUGAAAGGAUGGUCCGUCUCAACAGAGAAGCUGAAGCCUGAGGUCGCCAGUGCGGCCCCAAACGCUCCCGGCCCCAAGAAGUCUAAGAAGAGGAAGAGACAGGCUGGGGCUGACCAGGUCACGUCCUCUAACGUGGCUGAUCUUUGGGAGCAGGUCAUGGAGCGCGAGAAUGCCCAGACGCAGGCGGGAAAGCCUCAGCAGUCGCAGCCAGGGGAGAAGAAGGCGAAGAAGGAUAAAAAGAAGCGGCAGAAGCUGGACUCGGACCCAGUACUACCUUUGGAGGAGAAAAUUGAGGCACAUGGGAACGAUAAGGCCUCCAAGCCUGAUGACAAGGCGGCCAGGAAGGAUGACAAGAAGGAGAAGGCAAAGAAGGACAGACAGAUGCCCAAGGACGCCGCAGCGGCAGCAACAGCAGCCCCAGCGCCAUCCGAGCAGGCCCUUGUGCCCUCAGUACCACCAGCACCACCAAAACUCACCCCUCUCCAGGCCUCGAUGCGCGAGAAGCUGAUCUCGGCACGCUUCCGCCACCUCAACGAGACGCUCUACACCCGGCCCUCUGCCGAAGCCCUCUCCCUCUUCGCCGGCUCUCCAGAGAUGUUCACAGAGUACCACGAGGGUUUCCGGCGGCAGGUUGAGGUCUGGCCCGAGAACCCCGUCGAGGGCUACCUCACCGACAUCCGCACAAGGGCUCGCGCCCGGCACCCGCCCAGGGACAGCAGCAGGAGAGCCGCCCCUGGGGAGAACGGCGCCGCCCCGCCCCAGCCGCAGGCGCACCUCCAGCCCCUCCCGCGCAACCGCACGACCAACGUCUGUACCAUCGCCGACCUCGGCUGCGGAGACGCCCGGCUCGCCGCCGAGCUGCAGCGCGACAAGGGCAAGCUCCGCCUCGAGGUCCUCAGCUUCGAUCUGCACAGCCCGUCCCCGCUCGUGACCAAGGCCGACAUUGCCAACCUCCCGCUGGCAAACGGGUCCGUUGACGUCGCCGUAUUUUGCCUGGCGCUCAUGGGCACUAACUGGGUCGACUUCAUCGAGGAGGCCUACCGUGUCCUCCGGUGGAAAGGCGAGCUGUGGGUCGCGGAGAUCAAGAGCCGGUUCGGCAGCGGCGCGGCUGGGCCUGGUGGCAAGAAGGGAGGCGGCGGCGGUCGUGUUGUAGAGCAUAGCGUCGGGCACCGGCGCAAGCCGGCUGCGGGGAAGAAGAUGGCGGGCGGCAAGGGCGCUGGCGAGGACGGCGCUGUGGACGAGAAGACGCUGCUGGUUGAGGUGGACGGCGUCGAGGACAACAGACAGCAGACGGACGUCUCGGCGUUCGUUGACGUUCUGAACAAGCGCGGGUUCAUGCUGGUGGGCCAGGACCAGGGCCAGGGGGCGGCCGCCAUCGACCUGAGCAACAAGAUGUUCGUCAAGAUGCGGUUCAUAAAGGCCGCGCCGGCCGUCAAGGGGAAAUGUGUGCGGAAAGAGCUGCCGACCAUGGCCAAGAGGCCCAAGUUUAUUGAUGCGGAAGAGACGGUGGAUGAGGCUGCGGUUUUGAAGCCUUGUGUAUACAAGAUCCGGUAG
Messenger RNA from Cryphonectria parasitica EP155, 1656 nucleotides. RefSeq lists its product as uncharacterized. Gene Ontology annotation, molecular function: rRNA (adenine) methyltransferase activity. Gene Ontology annotation, biological process: ribosomal large subunit biogenesis; rRNA methylation. Lineage: Eukaryota; Fungi; Ascomycota; Sordariomycetes; Diaporthales; Cryphonectriaceae. The transcript has 3 exons. The coding region runs from base 1 to 1656 and encodes 551 amino acids. Gene Ontology annotation, cellular component: nucleolus. The record is from RefSeq and is a predicted model, not a curated record.